AUGGAGGUUUUAGAUUAUAUUUUUCUUCUCUCCUUACUAAGCAGUGGGUCUGGUGAAAACAUAAUAUAUUGUUCAGAAAGAAGAACUAUACCAACAGAAAGUACUGUUCAACUUGCUUUACGUUAUCGCUCAAUAGGAAUUGUAAAUUAUAUAUGUUUUUGGAAAGUCAAUUUUGGUGAUAGUAACCAGGAAAUCCGUAUAGAUUUUAAUGAAUUUCGUUUGAAUGGUACAUAUAAUUGUUUAUAUGAAUAUUUAGAAUUCGACUUUCCAAACCAUAAAGAGAAAAAUAUGAAAUUUUGUGGAACAUCUUAUCCUAAAGAGUUACAAUUAACAAGUGUUAAGGAUGAUUAUUUUCAAAUUAUUCAUUACACAUUAAUUCAUUAUUAUGUACAUCUUAAUAUUACGGUCAAAAAAGAUCUAAUAAUGGCAUCCAAAGUAUCGGAAUUAACUGUUGGUGAUAAACCAAUGUACAUCUAUUCACCAGGAUAUCCUGGUACAUAUUACAAGUACUCCAAUAUAACAUGGCAAUUAACUGCCAAGGACACCACCAGCAGAAUUAUGUUUGAAUUUCUAUGGUUAAAGAUGGAGAAAGAUUGUAUUUUUGAUUUUAUAGUAAUAACAGGAGAUAAAACUAAUUACCGUACCUGUGGUUAUAAAUCGAGGUUUUUGGUAGCAGCCAAUGAUUCCCAUGUCAGAAUGACUUUUGAAAGUGAUGGUUUUGCAGAAUAUGAAGGUUUUGUAGUAAAAUAUUAUACAGUACCUUAUCCAGAAUAUAAAGAAAGCUGUGUAAGAGAAGGUUUAAAACUGACAGCUAUUCCUUACCAACCUCAGAUGUUAACAGUUAUAAAAACAAAUCAAAAAGAUUGUAGUUGGAAUAUAGAACCAGACGCCAAACAUAAAGAUCAUGUGAUAGUAUUUGAAGUAAUAUCAUAUUAUACAUCAACAUUUAAUUGUCAUCAAAGAUUGUAUUUGACUGAUAAAUUUUCUACCAAACAGGCUGCUGAUUAUUAUCAUAAAUAUCUUCCUUCAGCAAAUAUAACCAAUGUAGGAGGAACUAUCUCUAAUUGUAUUAACAAAGCAGUACAGUAUUACCGGUCAAUGAGUUCUUCUAUUAACAUACGACUAGUAGACUCCAGUGAGUCAUUCUCUAAUGUCAUUGGAAACAUGACUUUUAGUUAUUACAGUUUACCUAGAGAUGUAUACCGUUAUAAGGGAAUUCAUAUUGGAUAUAGACCUUCAUAUAUAUGGUUAUUACAUCCUAAUAGGUUAUAUGUGGGCGAUACUGAUUAUAAGAUACUGUUGGAAGCUGUUAAUGGAUGUAUUAAGUUAAAAUUAUUAGAUGAAAGAAUGAGAUUUUUAAAUGAUAAUAUUGGAAACUAUAUAGAAAUCCAUGAUGGAGACACUGAAAAAGCUCAAGAUUUAGUCAAUGGUUGUGAUGAAAAACGUAAUGGCUCUGUUAUCUCUGGAACCAAACCCUAUAUGUUUAUUAAAAUAAAGGACAUAAUGAAUUCUCAUCCACAGGGACCAAUGUCAAUUCAGCUCUACCCUAAAUUACUAGAAAUAACAUCCACUGAUGAAUGUCAAGGCUUCAUGCAGAAGAUAGAAGUUCCAAUAUCUCCAGGGUUUGUCAAAAUUUACAGUCCCAAAUAUAGUCGAUCAGUUCCUAAGAAUUUGUUGUGUCACUAUGAAGUAUCAGCUUCUGAUAAGAAUGCUGUUAUCUCUAUCCAAGGUCGCUCUAAUUAUAGGAAUAUAGUGACUUGUACUGAUAAAGUAUACUUCUAUAACUCUGGUACCCAAUUUUAUUCAUGGUGUUUUACUCGAGACUUUUCUAAACUAACAUCAUACAAUAAAAUAAGAUUUACUCUACAAACUGAUGAUGACUAUGAUUUUAUCACAUAUUCAAUUACAGUAACACAAAACAUAACAAAAGUAACGACUCUAGCUCCAGGCCAAUGUAAUGGCAUUCAGACAUUGAAACCUCAAGUUGGUCUCAAUUACACAAUCACUUCACCUAAUUAUCCACAAGAUUAUCCAUUGAAUUUGCGCUGUGAAUGGUUAAUCCUUGCUCCUGGUGGUUAUGAAAUCACAUUGACUAUAAAACAUGCAAAAUUAGCACAAUAUUGGAUAGGUUGUUCUGAUACAUUGAAUAUAUACAAAGGCAAAAAUAGAUGGAUUGAGUUUAAAGUUUUCGACUUUUGUGCACAUUAUCCUCAUGUUAACGAUAGGAAAUUUGUAAGUGAUGUUUUCCUGUUAGAGUUUUUAUCUGAUAGCAGAUAUGUUGAUACAGGGUUUGAAGUAAUAUAUUCUUUAGUCAAAACAUCAUAUGAAGCCUACAUAUCACUUACAUUACGUGAGCAAACUUUUACUUUUGACAGCUCAUGGGAAACCUAUGGAAUACCUAUAAAGCGUCGUUUUAUUAAACCAGAUGAAAUCUAUCCUCAAUAUAGAAUAGUUCUAUAUAUAAGUGGAGUUGACAAAAACUUUUGCAGAAUUGGUUCCAUCUCUUUUGCUAAUGUCAUAACGGACGCUGAAUAUAAAGAAGACUAUGAUUUAUGCAAAUCAGUCCGAGGUUAUACUACUCUGUAUGGUUCUGGUGAUGAAGUUCUCAUGAAUAUAUUUGCUGAUAAAGACUAUUUUGAUCCGUCUUAUUCAAUAUCCGUUGUGUAUCAUUUAGAAAAAAUUCCUGACUGUUCACCAGGAAGACCAUUACUCUUAUUUGCUGAAGAAGACUUUGAUACUCUUACUUCACCUAAUUAUCCUGGACAUUAUAGCAAUAAUCAGUAUUGUCAGUGGAAGAUAUUAGCUAGUGAUGAUUAUGUUUUGUAUUUAGAAGUUGUAUUUUCUGAUUUGGGUUAUUCCUCUAGUUCUAAUUAUCGUGAUUAUGUAGCUAUAUUUGAUGGUAGUGACAGAUAUUCUAGUUUACUAGGAAGGUUUACAGGGUUUACUAGAGACUAUUAUACCAGUACCAGCAAUGUCGUCUUUAUAGAGUUUUAUUCUGAUGCUACGCAAACCAACACUGGAUUUAAAAUACAGUUUAGGAAGGAGAAAAAAAAGACUAAUUCGAUGCCAUCAGGGUCCAAUACUAAUUCUGUAGCUAUUAUAGCAGGUUGUAUUGCAGCACUUAUUUUUAUCUUGGUCUUCUGUAUUGUUUGUGGUGUAUGUUGUAAACGUAAAAGAGUUAACAGAAGACGCGAGCGUGACAGGAGAUCAAGUAUGGUUUAUAAUAGCUCUAAUAAUACAGUGUUUGUAUUAUCACCAGUAAUUUCAAAUAAUACUACUGCUUUACCACCACCACCGUAUUCAGCAUUAGAUAUCAUAGGACUUGCACAGACUCAAACACCAGCAGAUGAUACGUUCCCUCCACCAUACAGUGAACUACCUAGUUACGAGGAAUCCCAACAAUUUGAAAUUCCCAAUUCUAGAUCUUUCUCUCCAGACAAUAUAUUAAAUAGUACCAUGGAAUCUAGGGUAAUGAGUUCUGAACAGUUGUAUGCAUCUGCACCUCAGCUCUUUGAAAGUGAGGAUGAGCUAUAUCAGGUACCUUCAGAUCAGUUAGAAGGGAUUGAUAAUCCUGCUAUGUCUGAAUUAACCUCAACUAUUGUCUAA
Messenger RNA from Lottia gigantea (owl limpet), 3606 nucleotides. RefSeq lists its product as hypothetical. Bases 1 to 3606 code for a protein of 1201 amino acids. NCBI's taxonomy places the organism in Eukaryota, Metazoa, Mollusca, Gastropoda, Lottiidae. Gene Ontology annotation, molecular function: serine-type endopeptidase activity. The transcript has 27 exons. The record is from RefSeq and is a predicted model, not a curated record.